This is a messenger RNA of Corylus avellana, 1083 nucleotides long. Its product is annotated as transcription factor MYB35-like. NCBI's taxonomy places the organism in Eukaryota, Viridiplantae, Streptophyta, Magnoliopsida, Fagales, Betulaceae. The record is from RefSeq and is a predicted model, not a curated record.
AUGGUAAGGCCUCCUUGCUGCGACAAGCUGAACCUUAAAAGGGGUCUCUGGACUGAAGAGGAAGAUGCAAAGAUACUUGCACAUGUCUCAAAACAUGGCACAGGAAACUGGACUGCUGUUCCUAAAAAAGCAGGACUUAAGAGAUGUGGGAAGAGCUGCAGGCUAAGGUGGACUAACUACCUGAGGCCUGAUCUUAAGCAUGACAGCUUCACACCCCAAGAAGAGGAGAUGAUUGUCAGGCUUCAUUCUGCCAUUGGUAGCAGAUGGUCCAUCAUAGCCCAACAACUUCCUGGGAGAACAGACAAUGAUGUCAAGAACUACUGGAACACCAAGUUGAGAAAGAGGCUUUCUGAAAUGGGAAUUGAUCCGGUUACUCAUAAGCCCUUCUCUCAAAUACUUGCUGACUAUGGAAACAUUGGUGGCCUCCGACAACCCGGCACAAGAAUUGGAUCUCUCAACAAAGAUUUGAAGAGUGCAGUUAUGUUCAAAUCUGAACUAUAUCAAUCCCCUUCACAAGCUUUCCAAAACAUCAACAGCCAAUUGAUGCCUGCAAUAAUGGCAACCCAAGAAGCAAGCCAAGAUACCCUUCUGAAUUACAAUCAUUCAGGCAGCCGCUCAUUGGAUCUUCUUGCCGAGCUGCAGGCUAUAAAACUGGUCACAGAGGCCUCAUAUUACACCAAAAACAAGACCAUCCCACCGCCGAUAAUCUUUGUUGAAGACUUGUUGUCGCCACCGUCGUCGUCAUCAUCGUCAUCAUCUUCUCCUACUUGUUCCUCUGCAGCACAAGAAAAGUCACCCCUAGACUUCAGCUGGCAUGACUUUCUUCUUGAAGAUGCAUUUCUACCAGCUGAUCCACAUGAGCAAGAAAUCGUGGCUGAAAAUUCAUCAAAGGAAUUGGCGAGCCAAAAACAAAAUAUAAUACCACAGAGUGAGACCAACAAUGAGGCUGCUAUACAAGAAUGUUUUAAAGCUAAAGGAACUUCAUCUGCCUCUGGCAUUUCUUUUGUGGAAGCCAUGCUAGAUCAAGAACCUGAAAUGUUCUUAGACUUCCCAAACCUUUUGGAGGAAUCAUUCUACUACUGA